Fimicolochytrium jonesii is the source of this 1614-nucleotide messenger RNA. Its product is annotated as peptidase M18. Gene Ontology annotation, cellular component: fungal-type vacuole. The coding region runs from base 113 to 1534 and encodes 473 amino acids. Gene Ontology annotation, biological process: proteolysis. The record is from RefSeq and is a predicted model, not a curated record. Lineage: Eukaryota; Fungi; Chytridiomycota; Chytridiomycetes; Spizellomycetales; Powellomycetaceae. Gene Ontology annotation, molecular function: aminopeptidase activity; zinc ion binding. The transcript has 4 exons.
CGUCUCCGAGGGCUUCGAGCGAAGUGGUCAACCCCUCGCUAAUUCCCACUCCAGCAUCGGCAACAGGAAACCACCCACACGCACCUGGCACUUAUCAGUCACUCGCACAGCUAUGUCAUCAGCAACAGCCUCCGCCACCAGCUUCCUCGACUUUGUCAAUGCCUCCCCCUCGCCCUUCCACGCCGUUGAAACCGCCACCUCCCAACUAAAGGCCGCCGGGUUCGUCGAGAUCCACGAACGCGAUGCCUGGGCCGGUAAACUGCAGAAAGGCGGGAAAUACUUCUUCACGCGCAACAGGAGCUGCAUUGCCGCUUUUGCCGUCGGUAGUGGUGGCGGCAGCCAUGUAGGCUUCUCGGUCCUGGGCGCGCACACCGACUCACCCUGCUUGAAGGUGAAACCGCACUCGAAGAAGGAGAAGGCGGGCUACACGCAGGUGGGCGUGCAGACGUAUGGGGGCGGGUUGUGGCAUACGUGGUUUGACCGUGACUUGGGGCUUGCGGGACGAGUGGUGGUUACGGGGACGGAGGGAAAGUUGGAGCAUCGGUUGGUGAGGAUUGAUCGACCGAUUUUGAGGGUGCCGACGUUGGCUAUUCAUCUGGACAGGGGGGUGAAUGAUGCGUUCAAGUUCAAUAACGAGGUGCAGUUGACGCCUAUCUUGGCUGCGGCGGCUACCAAGGCCCUGAACGGCGACGCGGAAGCGAAAAGCACCACCACUACAGCGGCCCCCAACGCAGAGCAGCACUCCCCCUUACUGCUCAAACUCCUCGCCGAAGAACUCAAAAUCGACGCUGCCCAAAUCGGCGAUUUCGAACUCUGUCUCUAUGACACCCAACCCUCCGUCAUCGGCGGCGCUCAAAACGAGUACAUCUUCUCCGCCCGCCUCGACAACCUCAUGAUGUCCUACUGCUCCCUCACCGCUCUCAUUAACAGCUCCACAAAGGAGUCGCUGGCCAAGGACGCCAACAUCCGCGUCGUCGUGCUGUUCGACAACGAGGAGGUCGGGUCUGUCUCCGCCCAUGGCGCCGGCUCCAACCUGCUGGAAGUCACCCUCCGCCGUCUUGCAUCUGAGUUCGCAGCCGAGGGGAGCAGCGAAACGGCGGCGUUUGAACGCGCCAUCCCGCGCUCCCUCCUCAUCUCUGCCGACAUGGCCCACGCGAUCCACCCCAACUACGCCGAGAAGCAUGAGGACAACCACCGCCCGCAGAUGAACAAGGGCGUUGUCAUCAAGCAUAACGCGAACCAGCGAUACGCGACUACCGCUGUGACAACCGCUCUUGUGCGACGUGUGGCGGAGAGGAGGGGCGUGCCGUUACAGGAGUUUGUGGUGAGGAAUGAUUCCCCAUGUGGAAGUACUAUUGGACCGAUGUUGAGUGCGCAGUUGGGGUUGAGGACUAUUGACGUCGGUAACCCACAACUAAGCAUGCACUCCAUCCGCGAAACCUGCGGUGUUGAGGACGUCAAGUACGCCAUUGAUUUGUUCGAGUCAUUCUUCCACGACUUUGCCGAAAUCGAGGCACAGCUUACCGUCGACUAGGCACAUAAAUAUGCGUCCCCCCCGCACUCCCAUACCCAGCUUCGGGCAAAACUGAAACAUAGAAAGCCCCCCCCCCCCCC